AACGAAUCAAUAGGAGACUCUGAGCGUAGCGGCUACACGUUUAGUUUGUGGCUCCUGUAUUUUUCUCCAAAUUUUGUGAUUAUUACUGGAAAACAAUGUCUAUAUCAAAUUCUGACACCGAGAUGGUGGCGCUAGAUAACUUGUUAACGGAAGAGAAGAAACCCGAGAUUCGAAAACAAGACCAGUGGCCGAGGAAGUCGGAGUAUCUUCUGUCUCUCAUAGGUUACACCGUGGGACUGGGCAAUAUCUGGCGCUUCCCGUACAUUUGUCAGCGAAACGGUGGAGGAGCCUUCCUGAUACCAUACUGCAUAUUUAUCAUCGCACUGUGCUACCCGAUAUUAUUCCUGGAGCAAGCGAUUGGACAAUAUUCAGGACUAAGUCCCACAGAGAUAUGGAGUAUGUGCCCAAUGUUGAAAGGUAUCGGCCACAGCAUGGUGAUCAUCUCCGUGAUCGGCGUCAUCCUGUACAGCAUCAUUGGCUCCUGGAGCAUGUUCUACUUUUACAACUCCUUCUCGACGACGCUGGCGUGGACCACGUGCGACAACUGGUGGAACAGCAUCCACUGCAUCACUGGGGACGAGACUAACAACAUCAGCGCUAUCGGCAACGUGACUGUUAGUGUGAUCGGACUCGAGGUCGCGUACAACACGUCCAUGCAACAGCCCGCUGACGUCGGCAGGGAGUACGACCUGUGGGGCAGUAGCAACACCACGAGGACGUCGCUAGAAGAAUACUUCUUGUUCAACACGCUGAGGAUUUCAUCAGGUUUUGGCGAUGUAGGCAAGCUACAGAUGCACCUCGCUAUUUGUCUACUAGUCUACUGGUUCCUAAUCUACGUGUGUGUCAUGAAAGGAAUCAAAACUGUCGGGAAGGCUGUGUACGUGACGGCGGUACUCCCGUACAUCCUGAUCACUGUGUUACUGGUGCGGUCCGCCAUCAUGCCCGGAGCAGUCGACGGAAUUCUUUAUUACCUCACUCCGGACUUCUCUAGACUCGCUCACACGCAGGUGUGGCUGGAGGCACUAAUGCAGGUGUUUUUCUCGCUGGGAACAGGCUGGGGAGGAAUACUAACGUUUUCCAGUCACAACAAGUUUAAGAACAAUUUCUUAUGGGACAGCUGGAUCUGCGCCUUGGUGGGGGAAGGGACGAGUAUAUACGCCGGACUGGCUGUCUUCUCCGUUCUGGGAUUCCUCGCCAAGCGAGCAGGGAAACACAUUGCCGAUGUUACAGCUUCAGGUCCUGGUCUGGCGUUUAUCGUGUACCCAGAAGCCAUCUCUCUGUUACCUCUUCCACAACUGUGGGCCGUCAUCUUCUUCCUGAUGCUCAUCACAGUAGGAAUGGAUUCACAUUUUGGCUGCGUGGAAACCUUUAUGCACUCGCUUCUUGAUAGCUUUCCGCGCCUGCGCAAACGAAGCAUGUUGGUGACGGCGGCGACAGUGUGCGUCUUCUUUGCUUCAGCACUAAUUUUGACAUCACAGGGUGGUGUGUACAUGUUUCAGCUGAUAGACUGGUAUUUCUGUACCUUCUCUCUCUUAUUCAUAUCAGCGCUGGAGUGCAUUGCGAUUGGAUGGGGCUAUGGUGUGAGACGUUUCGGAGACGACGUUAAGACGAUGCUUGGGUGGAGACCUCCAGCUGUGUACAACAUCUUCUGUUUCGUCAUAGCACCCACAAUGCUGAUGAGUGCCCUGGUGGUUUCCUUCUUCCUGUACAAGCCACCAAACUACGGCGAGUACGAGUAUCCGAGGUACGCCCGCGUCAUUGGCUGGAUGUUCGCUGGUCUGACGGUGUUACCCAUACCUGUCUACCUCGUUAGAGAGUUCCUCGCAAGGGAGGGAAGAAUAUGCACGAGAAUACAGGACAUGUUGGAACCUGACUCGACAUGGGGAUCACGUCACGGAUCCGAGUUAAUGACGUGCACCAAAACGUCACCCGUUAAACGCCGGACCAUUCGAGAAAACACGCGUGAUAUACUCAACAUCCGUGCUUAGGGGCCAGAUUGUCACCACGUGCGAUCAUGAUGCGAUUAGGGGCCAGACUCUAACCACGAGCGAUCACUGAUGUGUCAUAAAUCGUGUCCUUUGCUUACCACAUUGAUAGCUGCCACCCAUGUGGACGCAUUUCUUCAUGCACUUGUUAUUAUUGUUUUUAGUUUUUUUAAUUUAUGUUUCGUUUCUACCACCCAGGAGACAACGGGUUCUGUUACUCAUAUGCUGUAUCAGUAUCCUCAUAGUUCAACAUAUCCGAGUUAAUAAAACUCAUACGAAAGAAAGAAAUGUUUUAUUUAACGACGCACUCAACACAUUUUAUUUACAGUUAUAUGGCGUCAGACAUAUGGUUACGGACCACACAGAUAUUGAGAGAGGAAACCCAUGUCGCCA
Molecule: messenger RNA, 2378 nt
Organism: Gigantopelta aegis
Lineage: Eukaryota; Metazoa; Mollusca; Gastropoda; Neomphalida; Peltospiridae
Product: sodium- and chloride-dependent GABA transporter 1-like
Exons: 13
Coding region: 96-1988 (630 amino acids)
Biological process (GO): sodium ion transmembrane transport
Cellular component (GO): membrane
Source: RefSeq, a predicted model, not a curated record